CCCUGGCUGAGGCGGAACUAGAGGUAGCGUCGGAAGUGACGUGCGGGAGUCGGCCGGUAGAAGUUUCAGUCGUCGCGCGUACCUAGGCGGCUGGACGUUGGGAGUUGUUUUGGCGCCUGGGCUCCGCCCCUUGUUCAGACCCUACUCUCCAUCCCCUUGGGAGUCUGGGCCUACGCUGUGGAAACGAUCCCCCGGAAGAAGCUGGGCACCCCCGGGCGGCCGGAAUUGAGUGUCUCUCCUCUCUUCUACUCCCUCACCGCCCCCCGCGAGGCGCCGGCGAACUCCUCCGCAUCCUUGGGGGGGAGGGGGUACGCAGGAGCCCCCGCCUCUCUAUGGGCCGGCUCCGCGACCCCUCUGCCUAAGGGAAGAGGCUCCCCGGCCGGGCUGAGCGGGUGAUGUCCGCCCCCUCGGAAGCCGGCGCUGCCGCUGCCGCUGCCUCACUGCGAUUGGUUGCGGCUGCUUCCUGGUGGGUGGUGCGGAGGCGUCUCUCGGUCCACUAUCCCCGAGUUCUGGAGCUGCUGGAAGCGCUGAGGACCGCCGCACCCGGGCUGGUCCGCUCCCGACAUCACGCGAGGCUCUGCUUGGGGCUACGGGCCAAGGUGAUCGUGGAGAUGAUCUUGGAAGGCCAAUCCUGGUCCCUGGUCCUGGAUGCCCUAAACUAUCAUUUCCCAGAGGCUGGCCCACGCGAGUACGGUUCCAAGGCGACUGUAAGGGAUCUGAAGAUUGUGGAGGCACACGAGGGCUUUUGCCAACGAGUAAAACAGCUGGCAGAGGAUCCUGAAGAUUUUGCCAUUCAGCUGCAGGAACUAGAACAAGAAUAUGGGGAACCCUUCUUAGUUGCCCUGGAGAAGUUGUUAUUUGAAUACCUUUGCCAAUUAGAAAAGACACUACCUGUGCUACAGUUGCAAGAGCUUAAGGAAGUAUUAGGAGGGAUGCAAUCUGAAACCUUGGUUCCCCUUCCCCUUGCCCUGACUCAGUAUUGCAUGGACAUGGGGUGGCUACUUCAAGAGUCCCCUCUUUUUACUGCAGUGAGUGGGGCAGAACCCCAGGAGCAGAGUCUUCUACCUUCUCCCCAACUGGAGCAAGUUUUCCAGGAUCCUGUUCCUGUAAUCAAAUCCAGCACUCCCUCUCCCCAAGGACAGGAUUUGAGGAAACCCCCAGAGAUUCUCACUGGUCGGGACUUCAACCUGGCACCUCUAGGCCGCCGGCAAAUCCAGGCUAAUUAUGCAUCUGCCAGGGGAGGUCAUAAGAACCGGCCCACUGUCAUGCUCUUCCCAUUCCGGAAUAUGUGCCUUCCAGUCCAAGAUGUUAUAAAGCAUGGGAACAAUAAAGAACGUGAGCAGCUUGUGGCAGAUACAGCAGGCACUAUGGGCACAAGAUCAGUCCCUCAUGGGAAGCACAGAAAUUCAGCUCGUUCCCUCCGAGGGAGGGUUCAGGAACAGAACUGGACUUCUGAUGAGCCCUCCUCAGAGCAAAAGGAGAACUGCCUGGAUCACUCCCUGGAGCCCUUGAGGUUGCCAUUACCUGCUGUUGGGGCCAGGGAGCCAGUGUCUUCCCCAUCUCUGUGCAGCCCUGUGGCUACCAUAGGGGACUUGGUUCUGGACUCUGAUGAUGAAGGGAAUGGCCAGAGGGGAGGGAAGCCAGUGAUUAAAUUUUGAAUCUUCCGAAAUGUUGUCUUGGCUAUGAGGAUCCCAUCUGCUGGCAUCUACUCUGAUCCUGCUUCAAUGCUGAUAGGGAGUUAAUAUUGUAAUGAGCAAUUGAUGCAAUGUGACAGGCAGUGGAUAUGCAGGCAGGACCAAGAGACUGUCCUUCCUCCUUUGAGCCUGGCAGGGACUCCAGGAAUACCAUAUGAGUUUAUCCUGUCACAGGGCCCCAAAAGAUGAACAGUGAAGAUGCUGGGCUCUUGAAUUUGCAGGCAUCAACUAGAAUGGCUGAGGUAAGGUACUUGAUAUGAGAGUCUAGGUGCCUUGCUGUUUUAUAAGGCCAAUAGUGCUAAAUUAGCAUAUUUCCCUAUAUUCUUUGUAUCUAGUGAACGGCAGCAUUUUAGUAACUGGCUGUCCAAGGAAGUUGCCUUAUAUCCUUAAGGUACUAUCUGACAACAUGGUCAUGGUACUAGAGCUAGCAGAUAAUUGAUUCCUCCUCCAUAACCACUGAAAUGAAGAGGGGCAGGCUUUUUUUGUAUGCAAUCAUAACUAUUUUAUUAAAUAUGUAUGUAUAUUCAUGUUCAAGGACAACAAUGAAUCUUCAAGUCAAAUCCCUUGUUCCUUAGUUCAAAACCUUGAAAUAUCACAAAUUCUUGGGAAAAAAAAGGCUUCCAAUAGUUGUGGUCUAUGACUGUAUUUGUAACAUGUAAGGAAAGAAAGUUGGCAAAGUUAACAUAAUGUUAAGGCAUAUUUGAAGAAAUCAUGCACUAGCUUGCAUCAGCAAAACCCUUUAUUUAGCUAAACAUCUUUAGACAAGAGCUAAAAGCUAGUAAUGUAGUUUACUUUUUCAGCAACAUAAUCCAAACAAUAUGCUGACAGACCAAAAAAUCGGGGUUCAGGAAAUGAAGAUUCCCUUUAAUCUAAUGCAGCAUUCUGUCAAGAUUUCCUAAACACAAAGAGGUUUAUUUACAGCACAGCUUUUAAAACAUGUCCAAUCCUUAUGUUACAAUUAUGAGAUUUGUAAGUAGCACACUUUUUAUCUGCUUAUCUAUUCCUUAUAUACGAACUCAACAAUACAGACAGAUCAUUAGUACUGAAAUCAUGCUUAUCACAAAUGAGCUAUGCUAGAGAAGCGUAUCUGGAAAAUGGACAAUAGCACAAUUUUCACACAUGAACUGAAUGGCAAGCUAAAGUUUAGAGACCAGAGGCAAGGAGGAACUCCUAAUGAGCAAACUCCUUUCAUCAAUGCAGAUAGGCAGAUACCCACUACUUGGGGUGGGGUAGAUAAGUAGGAACAAAUUGAAUUCGGAGAUUUGCCAAGAGUUACAAAGCUAUCAAGCCCACAUCUUUCAGACUCUUGACUCGGAGACCACUCUCCUAGAGGACAUAUUUAGCAUAAAAUAACACAGCAAAGCUAUGUUUUUUCAAGAAGUGACAGUAGUCAGGCCAGAGAGGAUUACAGCAAUUAAAAAAAAAAAAAAACAUGCCAACAGACAAAUCCAUUGA
Molecule: messenger RNA, 3149 nt
Organism: Sarcophilus harrisii (Tasmanian devil)
Lineage: Eukaryota; Metazoa; Chordata; Mammalia; Dasyuromorphia; Dasyuridae
Gene: TINF2
Product: TERF1 interacting nuclear factor 2
Exons: 10
Coding region: 396-1658 (420 amino acids)
Biological process (GO): regulation of telomere maintenance via telomere lengthening; telomere capping
Cellular component (GO): shelterin complex
Molecular function (GO): telomeric repeat DNA binding
Source: RefSeq, a predicted model, not a curated record